AGGAAACUCCAUAGUUCAGACUAAGGCAUCAUAAAUCACAGGAGCAGCCAUCGACGGGGAACCGAAGGACAAUCUAAGAACUGAGAAUGAAGGUGGCUCCGAAGCUAAUAUUCCUUUUCCGCGACGACGAUGGAUUCGCCUCCACGAUCUCCAAUGCCCUACAACCGAGCCCUAACUCAUCUAUUCAAAGAUUUGAAGAGACGUUUGAACUGUCCUUGGAACGUUACGGUAUCAAGGAUCAUAAUGCUUCCGGCGAUGCCAUCCACUUUGUCGACGGAAAUGGCCAAUAUGAGGUCACUAUUUUACUUCUGAAAAAGUAUGAUCCUCCAGUUCUUGUGUGUGCUCUCAAUGAGGUUUUGGCAUCAAUAAAAGAUGAAAAGUCAUCAGUCUCUCCCACUAUUGUAUUGCCAAUAGUUGUUCCAUCAUCAAAUCUAAAAGUGGAAAAGAGAUCGACUCCAGCCAACCAUGUUUCGGUUUAUGGUUUGCAAGUGGGUGUAGAUACAGAAACAAUUCGGGCAGUUAUAGGCAAGACUGAGAAUCCCCCACCAUCAUUACAGGUCCAUCAUGAACAUUUGGCAUGCUUUCUUCAUCUGGUUCGUGCCUUGAAAUUUCCAUCAUGUGUCCUUAUUGGGCAGAGUGGUCAAAACAUGUCAAGUAACAAUUUGAAAGAAGAGAUCGAGAUGAUAUGCCAGAUGGGUGAGGUUUUGACAAGCAUUUCUCAGCUGUCUUUCCUUAGAGAGAAAGUGACAUGGAACCCAACUAAGACAUCAAAAGAGACAAAGGAGGCAUGGCGUGCAUUAUAUGGGUAAAUCCUUAAAUUUGUGCUCUUCUGAAGCUUACGAUGAGUCGUCACAUCCGGUAGGUUAUUAAGUCAAAAUUCGCUUUCAAAUAGGCUUGUUUGCUUCUUUGUUAUUAGCACUUCUGAUGAGCAAUGUGCCAGAAGGAAUACUUACUUGUUUUCAUUCUGAAUUUUGUUCAUUGCAUCAUAAAUUUAAGGAAAAUGGAGAUAUCUAAUGUUU
Impatiens glandulifera is the source of this 1019-nucleotide messenger RNA. RefSeq lists its product as uncharacterized. The record is from RefSeq and is a predicted model, not a curated record. The coding region runs from base 87 to 809 and encodes 240 amino acids. Lineage: Eukaryota; Viridiplantae; Streptophyta; Magnoliopsida; Ericales; Balsaminaceae. The transcript is spliced from 4 exons.